AUGGCUGGUUCAAGCGACAUUGUCAUAAGCCCAUGGUUAGGAAAAGACUCAGCAAACAAGCUUCGGACCUUGCGACUUGACCAACAAACGGUGCGAGUUGACCAGAAGGACAAGCCUCAUGUCACCCAGGGCGAAACGCCCAGAGUGAACGUGGAUGUAGUAGGUGAAUACUCGGACGCUCAUAAGAACAAGGGUUGGCAAGAUGCGGCAGCAAAAAGAACAUCCAGGUUGCUCAAGGAGAUGUGGGCACAAACGUCAGAAAACCUGAAAGAAACGCCAGCCAUGGAUGGACUCGCCAACUCCUCAACUCACCAGAAAAGUAUGCUUGAAAUUGAACAGGUUAGAAGCGCCCUUGAAGUUCGAGCGCAACGACAUAGCCUGAAAUUGAACUGGCGGCAGUCGAUUGUCGAUCUUCUGAAAUUACUGGGCCUUGCUUCCGACAUCCAAGCGCGCUGUAGACUAGCAAGACUGCUAAACGUUCAGAACUUCCUUCCAGGUUCCCCAGAAAGCAACAUGGCUCUUCAUCGUGCAGUUAUCCAGGAAUUAGCACGGAACGGCGGAGACCUUCCAAGGGACACGAGGAACCAACUAGUCGGUCCAGGGAAAUCAGCAAGAAUGGUAGAAAUGGAUAGCGAUGAAAGCGAAGUUGAAAGUGUCUUUUCAGAUGACUCAACAGCUUCUUCAGUGUCCGCGUUCAGUCAGACCGCGAAUCCCGCUCUAGAGAUAGCGCACCUGCUGCUUAGCAACAAUGUGCUGAGGCCACUUCUUAAUAUCGCAUAUGCGAGGUACAGCACCAGGAGAGUCACAAGAAAGCUUAAGAGCUUAGUUUCCCAUUAUGGGCGUGAUCUGGUGUCUGAGGCUUCUGGUGACGCCCACAGAUGUUCCGCGCAAUUUGUUGUCAAAGCAGCACGGCAAAUCACAACUCAGUUAAUUUCUAGGUCAAUGGUGCCAGAAGCAAAGAGCAGCAUUGUCUCAAAUCGCAAGGAACUUGAAAACCUACUUUUGGCACAGUCAACCCAACGACGAGCCCCCAAUGACCCCAAAGACCCAUUGUCUGACACUGAGGCGGAGCAUUCAGAGCAAUCAGAGUCUGAGAGCGAGCUUUCACUGCCUGUACUCCAGGUGGUUGAGCAAUUCAUGGUUGAAUCCAAGGCAUUUGCCAUUCUGGUAGCCAGAUUACGGGAAUGGCUGGGUAUCCUUGACGAAGAUGUGGACGAAAAUAUGUCGAUUGAUCAAGUAACCAGGUCUCCGGAAUCUUCCGACUCAAUCAACAGUGCCAUAACAGAACAGACGGCAUAUUCACGGAUACCCGAGCUGUCUCAGCAACAUACUACGCUUGAAGCGUUAAACAAGGAGGCAAACCAAAGCUUCCUGCGACGAACGCUAUCAUGGGUCACCCUAUUAGAGCCUAUGUUCUGGCCAAGACCACCAGAAGGAUUCAAACGCAUUACAUGGAGAAGUCCUCUCGGAAAGCCUCUUUACAUUGACGUCAAAGAGCGCGAGGAUGGUGCAGUAGAUCGCUUACAAGAAAGGUUCAUAGCAUCCGCUCAAGAGAGGUCGUCAGCCUCUAGCUCCUCUUCUUCCUCCACUUCCAGUACACUGGGAACCGUCUCAAGUGGCACACCAGCUAUGACGCUUCGCGCGCCUCCCGCUGCCCUUGUCAUGAACAGGUCUUCUACUCAGUCCACCAUCUCUCAUCACGCCAAUAGAGCACACAGUCAGCCCAGUCCAACCAUGUCUGCAACAGUACCGAACAAUAUCCGCCAAGCAAGCGUGAAAUACCUCCUAGUCUGUUUCAGUACAAGUAAAUCGGAGAGACUCGAACUGAUUAACGUGACGCACUUCGGCAACGAUCAAACUCUCUUUAAAUCUCUCCACGAAGUCUAUAACUCUAUCAGGGAAAAAGAAUCAUGGACCUCCAAAAUACCGCUUUUAAGACCUGGGAAAAUGCCCCAUUGGCUAUGUCGGUGCUUGAACCAUUUACAUCUUUACAAACCGAGGAAGAUUAAUUUUGUAUCUUUCAGUCUAAUGCCCCUCGGCCAAACCCCCACCCCCUUUAAUAUAAAGACCCCAUCCAUCCCGCCAGAACAGGAAGUCCACCUCCAGAACUGGCACUACUCUCCCUGUCCCAUCGAAAUCGAGGAGUGGGCUAUAAGUGAAGCUUUUGCAGCAAAGCUCCUUGAACCAGGACACGCGUUUCCAAACGCAGAGUGGUUAGAACUCUUUCCUAAGAAGUUGCGGUCGUCUUUCAUUUACGAGCCAGGUAAAAGAUCUACAUUAUGGGGUAUAAAUAUCGUUGAAGGGCUCAACAAGGCUGCUCUCGUGCGGAUCGCCCUUUGUGUGGUGCUCUCAAGCGCGUUGCUGGGGCUGGUAUACUCGCUUGCUUCGCAUGACGUGUCCGCUGCCUUCGCGUUGGCGGGGUGGUUUGCGACUUCUGCGGCUCUGUUCAUUCCGUAUUUUCAGUUCAAAGAGUAA
Messenger RNA from Aspergillus nomiae NRRL 13137, 2475 nucleotides. RefSeq lists its product as uncharacterized. Lineage: Eukaryota; Fungi; Ascomycota; Eurotiomycetes; Eurotiales; Aspergillaceae. The record is from RefSeq and is a predicted model, not a curated record. The transcript has 2 exons. Bases 1 to 2475 code for a protein of 824 amino acids.